Molecule: messenger RNA, 824 nt
Organism: Argentina anserina (silverweed cinquefoil)
Lineage: Eukaryota; Viridiplantae; Streptophyta; Magnoliopsida; Rosales; Rosaceae
Product: rRNA-processing protein fcf2-like
Exons: 6
Coding region: 100-681 (193 amino acids)
Biological process (GO): RNA processing
Cellular component (GO): nucleolus
Molecular function (GO): RNA binding
Source: RefSeq, a predicted model, not a curated record
UCUCCAGCUUCUACUUCUUCUCCCUCUCAGCUCGCCGCCUCUACCACCCCCUCUGCUUCCUCUUCUCUCUCUAUCGUUUGAAGCAGCGCACUGAUUCAAAUGCCAGAAACCAAAGCAGUAGUUGGUCUCUCCUGGGAACCCAAGAUUCCCAAUUUCUCGGUGGCAGCGAAAACUGGCGUUAAAGUUGAUGCAAAGCCUCAAGAAACCAAUCACCUCUGGAAACCCGCUGCCCAGCUUGUGGAUGGUCUCUUUGUGCCGCCCAAUAACCCGAAAACGCUUAACAAGUUGCAGAGGAAGCAGCUCAAAGACACCACUGGCUCCAAUUGGUUUGACAUGCCUGCGCCAGUCAUGACCCCGGAGUUGCAGAGAGAUCUCCAGUUACUCAAGUUAAGGAAUGUCAUGGAUCCAAAGAGACACUACAAGAAGGGUGAUUCGCAAACUGCCAAGUAUUUCCAGGUGGGAACAGUGGUAGAGUCGGCAUCAGAUUUCUUCUCAAGUAGACUAACAAAGAAGGAAAGGAAGGCAACCCUUGCCGAUGAGCUACUUUCUGAUCCUGUGCUUGCAACCUACAGGAAGCGGAAGGUUCAUGAGAUUGAAGAGAAGAAUCGUCCAGCUGAUAACGAGAAGUGGAAGAAUAAAGGGAAGACAUCCUAUAAGCGUGCAAAGCAAAGACGACAUUAAUUUGUCUCAGAUAUACCAGAUUUUGGACAUUUAUCGAGAUAUAUUAUUGUCAAAUUUUGUACCAAUGUGAGCCGAACAGACUUGUAGUUCAAACCUUGUAUGAGAAGCAUUUAUGUUAUAAUGAUUAUGUGCAACUCAUCUUC